Molecule: messenger RNA, 1021 nt
Organism: Saccostrea echinata
Lineage: Eukaryota; Metazoa; Mollusca; Bivalvia; Ostreida; Ostreidae
Product: ankyrin repeat domain-containing protein 29-like
Exons: 9
Coding region: 59-991 (310 amino acids)
Molecular function (GO): protein binding
Source: RefSeq, a predicted model, not a curated record
UCAUAAUCAGUUACACGUUUUGUCUGCAGAAGUUGGAGAAGUUUCUGUUCCCUCAAAGAUGUCGUUGAAGAAGGAAACUCCAUCAGAUCAGCAACUUCAUUUGGCUGCUUUACAAGGGAACUUAGAACAACUAAAACGUGUACUAGACACUGGAAAAGUACAUGUAGACUGUAAAGACAAGGAAGGGACAUCUCCAUUAAUUUUGGCUGCAGCAAACAACCAUCUUGACUGUGUAAAAGAGCUUCUAAAACAAGGGGCUGAUCCUUCAGCUCGCAGACUUACGGGAACCUGUGCAUUGUUCUUUGCUGCUCAAGGAGGAUUUCUAGACAUUGUACGUGUGUUGUUAGACAGUGGAGCUUCACUAGAUCUAGCCAGCUACGAUGGAGGGACACCUUUGUUUGUAGCCUGUCAAUGUAAUCAUUUGGAUGUUGUGGAGGAAUUGCUCAGCAGAGGGGCAGAUCUCCAUGCUCAAAUGAUUGAUGGUGCCACACCUCUGUUUAUCACUGCACAAAAUGGCCAUUUGCACCUGUUAAAGUACCUGAUAACUCGAGGUGCUGAUGUCAACGUUAAAAGACAGGAUCAGGCUACUCCCUUGUGGAUAGCUUCACAAAUGGGGCACACCUCUAUUGUAAAAGAGCUCUUAUCAUCUGGUGCUGAAGUAGAUGCUGUCAGAGAGGAUGGUGCAACUCCCCUAUUCAAGGCAUGUCAUAAAGGCCAUUUAGAUGUUGCUGAGCAACUCCUAAAACACAAACCAAACUUGGGUCUACUCAAGAAUGGGGAGACGCCACUUCAUGCUGCAGCCCUAUUUGGCCACAUGAAGGUGAUGAAAUUGCUCAUGUCUUAUGGUGUGGACACAAGGCUCAAAAACAAGGAAGGUAAAACUGCUGCAGAACUCGCCCAAGAAGCAGGAUAUGACUACAUUGCCAAAUUUAUCAACAGUUUUCAAACCAGUCAGGACAGGAAAAGCCCCACCACCCCUCCACCAUCCUGAUGUGCCAACUGAUAAUCUACAAACCCCACC